Messenger RNA from Aegilops tauschii subsp. strangulata, 4122 nucleotides. RefSeq lists its product as uncharacterized. The record is from RefSeq and is a predicted model, not a curated record. NCBI's taxonomy places the organism in Eukaryota, Viridiplantae, Streptophyta, Magnoliopsida, Poales, Poaceae. Gene Ontology annotation, molecular function: protein kinase activity; ATP binding; protein binding. Gene Ontology annotation, biological process: protein phosphorylation.
CCGCUGUCCACAAAAUGCAUACUAACGACAUGGCCCCUGCAUCAUCAGUGCAUAUUCCUAGUCCUCUGGUUAUACUGUUAGCCAUCCUCCUCCUGUUGUCGACAACACUAGCAGACUACAGCACCAAUACGAGCAGAGAUGCUCUGCUCUGCCUCAAGUUCCACCUCCACGGUGCCUCCACAGCCAUGGCCACAUGGAACCACACCACCGCACCAGAUUUUUGCACCUGGCACGGCGUCUCGUGCACAAGGAGCAGGCCAAGGCAACCACCCCUCGUCGUGGCCCUGGACAUGGAGGCGGAAGGCCUCGCCGGUGAGAUCCCACCCUGCAUCUCCAACCUCACUUCUUUGGUAAGAAUCCAUUUGCCCAACAACAGCCUCUCCGGUAAUAUCCCACCGGAACUUGGGCGGAUCUCCGGACUCCGGUACCUCAACCUCAGCUUCAACGCACUAAGCGGCACCAUCCCGCUCAGCAUCGGGACGCUUCACAACCUUUCUUCUCUAGACUUAGGAAACAAUCGACUCUCUGGUGAGAUUCCGUCGCGACUCGGGAGCUCACCAGCUCUAGAGUCCGUCAGUCUCCCCAACAAUCUUCUUGGCGGAGAAAUCCCACAGUCGCUGGCAAAUAGUUCCUCGUCCCUUACCACACUCUUGCUUGCACAAAACCAGUUGCAAGGAUUCAUUCCUGAUUUUGGUAAACUCUCAAGACUAGAAAUGCUUGAUCUCUCCUACAACAACCUAGUAGGGACAGUGCCACGCUCCAUUUUCAAUUCGUCGGCGUUGUACUUUCUUGGGCUGGCCAACAAUAAUCUUGGAGGAACACUGCCUUCUGACAUGGGUAACACACUUCCUAACAUCGAAAUACUGAUGAUGUCCGACAAUCAUUUUGAGGGAGACAUCCCCGCCUCACUACAAAAUGCCUCCAGCAUGACGUAUAUCCAUCUGGGCAACAACUCUCUUACUGGGGUGAUCCCUUCCUUCAGCUCCAUGCCAAACUUGAAGUACGUAAUGUUGUACUCAAAUCAGCUAGAGGCUGGAGACUGGACAUUCUUCUCCUCUUUGGCAAAUUGUACGCAGUUGGAAAAUCUAAAUGUGGAUACAAACAACUUGCGUGGGGCCUUACCAGAAGAUUCCAUAACGAAUCUGCCAAAAAGCUUGACCGCUCUAACUCUAAGUUCAAACAACAUAUCUGGCAUCAUCCCAUUGGAGAUUGGAAACAUGUCUAAUCUUUCCAUGCUCUAUCUUGAUAGAAAUCUUUUCAUGGGGCCUAUACCUGAUACCCUUGGUCAGCUACGCAAUCUGGUUGUACUUAGCCUUUCACAGAACAAAUUUACCGGGGAAAUACCACCUUCCCUUGGCAGCCUAAUUCAACUAGAAGAGCUUUAUUUGCAAGAAAAUCAAUUGAGUGGAAGCUUACCUGAAAGUUUAAGCAGCUGCAAGAAUUUGUUGGCCCUAAACAUUUCCUGUAAUACCAUUGGUGGAAGCAUAAGCGGACACAUGUUGGCCAGGUUGAAUUCAUUGAGUUGGCUACUUGAUUUAUCACACAACCAACUCGCAAUGUCCAUACCACAAGAGAUGGGUAACUUGAUAAACCUUGGUUCGUUGAACAUCUCUCACAAUAAUCUCACGGGUAGAAUCCCGUCCACUCUUGGCGAGUGUGUCCGGCUGGAAUCACUUCGCUUGGAAGGGAACCUCCUGCAAGGAAGAAUUCCACAAUCACUAUCAGGCCUCAAAGGCAUCCAACAGUUAGAUUUUUCCCACAACAAUCUAUCUGGUACAAUCCCGGAGUUCCUCGAGACCUUCACCUCGUUACAGUACCUGAAUAUGUCCUUCAACAACUUGGAAGGGCCAGUUCCCACAGGUGGAGUGUUUGCUAACAAAAGUGGUACUUUUGUCCAAGGAAACCCACGCCUUUGUGCAAACGUAGCCGUAGAAGAGUUGCCUAUGUGCUUUGCUUCGGCGUCCACAAAAAAGCAAAAGGUUGUCAUUCCAAUGAUGAUAGCUCUCUCAGCUCUUGUUGCCCUUGCUUUUAUCUUGGGGAUGUUCAGUUUCUGGUUGAAGAGGAGGUAUACAUCUAGUGAGAGAAUUGGCCAUUCACACAUGGAGCUGAAAAGGAUAACAUAUGGUGACGUCAACAAAGCAACGAAUACUUUUUCUCCGGCCAACCUAGUCGGUUCCGGGCAAUUUGGUAUAGUCUACAAAGGUUGGUUCGACGUGGAAGAUGGUACGGUUGCUGUUAAAGUCUUCAAGCUCAACCAGCAUGGCGCAUUGCAUAGCUUCAUUGCUGAGUGCAAAGCAUUGCAACACAUCCGCCACCGGAAUCUCGUGAAGGUAAUAACUGCGUGCUCAACUUAUGACCCAGUGGGAAAUGAGUUCAGGGCUCUAGUCUUUGAAUAUAUGUCCAACGGAAGCCUUGAAGACCGACUUCAUAACCACCAGUGUGGUGGCUUGAGUUUAGGCGCAGUGAUAUGCAUAUCAGUUGACAUUGCUUGUGCUCUUGAAUACCUACAUAACCAGUGCAUCCCACCGGUUGUUCACUGCGAUCUGAAACCAAGCAACAUACUUUUCGACAAUGACGAUAGUGCACGUAUCUGCGACUUUGGUUUGGCAAAGCUAAUUCAUGGUUGUUCAUCUGGAGGGCAGAGCGGCACAACAAGCAUAGUUGGACCAAGGGGGUCUAUUGGGUACAUACCUCCUGAGUAUGGUAUGGGCAGUGAAAUCUCCACUGAGGGAGACAUCUAUAGCUAUGGCAUUGUUCUUUUGGAAAUGCUAACACGGAAACGGCCCACUAAUGAAGAGUUCAGUGAUGGCUUGACACUCCCCAAGUAUGUAGAAGAAUCACUUUCACGAACCCAAGACAUUCUUCAACCCAGCCUUGCUUCGGAGACGGGAGAUCAGUGUGCUGAUCAUAUCCCAAACUUGCAAGAAUGCAACACAUUUGCGCUGAAGGAUAUAUGUGCUCUCCGUCUCCUUAAACUUGGCUUAUUAUGCUCUGCGGAAUCACCGAAGGAUCGCCCAGCGAUGCAUGAUGUCUACGGUGAAGUAACUGAAGUAAAAGAGGCAUUUUUCUCUAUGGACAACGGAAGCAAUGACCUUACAUAAUUAAGGCAAAGGUGGUCGAUGAAGAUGAAGCUCGUUGCUUCGACCACAACAUGACAAUAUGUUGCUACUCCCUCUGUCCCAUAAUAUAAGAGCAUUUUUGACACUACACUAGUGAGGGACUAUCUUUUUUCCUUUUCUAUGAGCCAAUAAGUUUCGCUCACUGUAAUAAUUCGGUUACAUACCUCCCAAUUUCUCGACGAGGUCUUCUGAGAUUCUUCUCAUGUAUUAAAAAAGCGCCCUUUGCCUUAUAAUGAUGGGUUCUACUGGGGGUAUUUUUGAUAUUUGCUUUGCUGGAGAAACUAGAAGACUAACAAAAACACAUUGUAUGCACCUAUUAGAUCCCCAUGUAAACAAAUACUACCUCUGUAAACUAAUAUAAGACCUUUUAAUAAAUAGUAAAUACAGUUGGAAUUGUAAAGCUCAUUUUCCAGUUCACCUCUCGCUGCUACGAACUUGUAAAUUUUUUAUCAUUUUGUGACCUAGACAAAAACUUUCGAGAUACAAAUGAAUAGCCAUAGAGUUGUCUUUUUCGUACAAGUAAUAUUUCACAACAUAUAGCCCAAUUUACAACCAUGAAUUAGUUCACUUUUUUUGGGAACUGAAAACAAAUAGUACUGGGGUGACAGAAUUACUUUCCCCUGUGCAUGAGGUCAAAUUUAUCUCAAAAUGAAGACCUGUAGUAGAACUAGGAAAAACUUGAAACCUAAGUAUAACCAUGACAUGUCUGGCAGUUUCAAAUUAAAACCAUGUCGUAAACUGCAAAAGGAUUGGCUGAACUAAUCUGCAAUCUCAAGUUUUCCAUAUACUUAGGUUGACUGGUCAUACAUUUGAGAUCAUCGGUUGCUGCAGACCAAGGUUGCAACCACACCAAAAUGAUGUAUCAAAUCACCAGACAAGCACUCUUACACAACACAUACCAAAAAGAAAAGACGCAAAAUGAUAAAUCACGCAUUCCUGGCCGCAUGUGCAUCAAUUUCUAACAUUGGCUUCCACAUUUGGCAUAGCGGUCACCCAAGAGCCU